GGAGGCUGCGGGCGGCGGCAGGUGCUGCGGGGCGGGAGGAUGGCGGCGGGGGACGCCGAGCAAGUGCGGUACUGCGGGCGGUUCUCCUACCUCUGCCUCAAGCUCACCCUCAUCACCUACUCCACCAUCUUCUGGGUGAUUGGAGCCCUUGUCCUCGCUGUUGGGAUUUAUGCAGAAGUUGAAAGACAGAAGUACAAGACUCUAGAAAGUGCCUUUCUAGCCCCAGCAAUUAUUUUAAUACUUUUGGGCGUUAUCAUGUUCCUGGUGUCUUUUGUGGGUGUGCUGGCUUCUUUAAGAGACAAUUUGUGCCUUCUUAAAGCAUUCAUGUACAUCCUUGGUAUCUGCUUGCUGAUUGAGCUGACUGGUGGAGUGGUGGCCCUCAUCUUCAGGAACCAGACAAUCAACUUUUUGAAUGAUAAUAUAAGGAGAGGAAUUGAGAAUUACUACGAUGAUUUAGACUUCAAGAACAUCAUGGAUUCUGUUCAAAAGCAGUUUAAAUGCUGUGGUGGGGAAGAUUACAGAGACUGGUCCCAAAACGUGUACCACAGCUGUACAGCUCCAGGGCCGCUGGCCUGCGGCGUCCCCUACACGUGCUGCAUCACAAAUAAGACAGGCAUUGUGAACACUAUGUGUGGAUACAAAACCAUUGGCAAAGAGCGGCUGAGCGUUCAGGACGUGAUCUAUGUCCGUGGCUGCACAAAUGCAGUGCUCAUUUGGUUCACGGACCACUACAGCAUCAUGGCAGGUGUGCUGCUUGGCAUAUUGCUGCCCCAGUUCCUGGGUGUGCUGCUGUCCUUGCUUUACAUCACUCGGGUGGAAGACAUCAUCACAGAGCACAAGCUGAGCGAGAGGCUGUUUGAAGAAGCAGAGCAGAGAUCUCCUCAUGAGUUUGCCGGAGCCGGGUGCUGCAUGUGCUACCCGGGGUGACUUGGGAACCCUCAGAUAGGGUUCCAAAAAGCCAGAUCCCCUUGUGCUGGCUCUGACAGGCUGCAGGUGUUCAGGAGCCAGCCCAGGGGUGGGGGUGGCAGCAGGGUGAUACCUCUGUAGUGUCCUUGCUCUUGGUGUGUUGGCAACCCAAGACACGGCAGGAGGGCUCAGAGAGGCUGCUGUGGUAUCGUGAGGCUGCCAGGACCCACUCACUGCUUGUGGAUCAUUAAAUCUUGCUUGGAAUGAUUGCCAAUGGAUACGUGGACAGGAAAACUGUUCUGGGGAGAUUCGAAGGUAGAUUUCUAGGAAGAGCUUUUGUGUCUUGAGGUGUCAUAUUUAUAUGUUUGUCCUUUCGACUGUAUUUUCGUACUUUUUCCAAGAAAAGAUUCCUUACUGAGCUACAUGUGAAUAUGAAACGUGUUUAGUAAUUUUUUAUGCUAAUCUUGAUUAAUUUACUGACAACAGUGGAUGUGAUGCUGAACACUUCCAUUGCUCAGUCUCUUGUGCCUUUUAAUAAUGGGACAAAUGGCAAUGUCGAAUCAGUCAGGUCGUGGUUGGUAUAUUUUUAAUUAAAUUUAUUACUGCCUGGCUUUUGUGUAAACUUACAGGAUGUUUGAUUCUUGUAUAUACUCCAUUUUUCCUCUGUACUAAAUUAAUUGAUGUGUGAUUUUCUUUUUUUUUUUUUUUUUUUUUUGGAGUUCUGUAUGUUGAGAUGUUUCUAAAUCUUGUUCUUGUCAAAAUUAAACCAGCAAGUUGUUUGUUUGUUUUAAAAAAAAAUACCAACGCAGAUGUUGUUUAAAAUGCUUUUUAUUUUCUUAUCUAAGUUGGUCCUGUCCCUCAGGUGCUGAACAAUACAAUAAAUGGAGCUGUGGUUCUGGG
Molecule: messenger RNA, 1806 nt
Organism: Apus apus (common swift)
Lineage: Eukaryota; Metazoa; Chordata; Aves; Apodiformes; Apodidae
Gene: TSPAN15
Product: tetraspanin 15
Exons: 8
Coding region: 40-927 (295 amino acids)
Cellular component (GO): membrane
Source: RefSeq, a predicted model, not a curated record